Centruroides sculpturatus (bark scorpion) is the source of this 930-nucleotide messenger RNA. RefSeq names its product receptor-type tyrosine-protein phosphatase U-like. The record is from RefSeq and is a predicted model, not a curated record. The transcript is spliced from 8 exons. Bases 1 to 930 code for a protein of 309 amino acids. Gene Ontology annotation, molecular function: protein binding. NCBI's taxonomy places the organism in Eukaryota, Metazoa, Arthropoda, Arachnida, Scorpiones, Buthidae.
AUGGCACAAGCACCAGGAGCUAUAGUCAAAUGGAAUGAGGCGACCAUCAUAAAUCCUUUAUCUUCUCCAUCUUUGGCGUUAACAGCGGAAAAGUUGCAGAUUUAUAGGAGUAGAUUACAAGAAGGCUGUCUGAAUGCGAGGGACGCAGAAAGUCUUCCCUCUGCAUGGAAGUUUAUGAUUAACAUAACCGCAGUAAAAUCAUUUAACGAAACCGUCUCUGGAACCAGUCAAUUCAAUAUUGUUAAUGCGACUCAAAGACAAUAUGCAUUUGAGGAUUUGUAUCCUGCCACUUUAUACAACGUCUCUAUAGAAGCAAGUACAUCGGCGGGAUAUGGAAGUCCUUUAAACGUGCAGUUUACAACAAAUCAUUCAGUACCGAUUAUAGAAGUGGAGCCAGCGGUAUUAGAAGUAACAGAUUCUACCAUUGGUUUAUUAAUAAAACCAAUUAAAUUCGACAAGGGACCUAUUAGUGAAUAUCACGUGAUUGUAGAACGAAAAGGCAGACUAAAGAAAAGAGAAAUUAAAAUAGAAGAAAAAGAAUUAAUUAACUAUAAUACUUCUGUGAAUACGAGUAUAAAUUACUAUUCGACUGCAAGAUUCUAUCCUCGUCAACUCCAUUCUGAAGGCAUAAACUUUACCGUUGGAGAUGGGAAAACGUAUAACGAUUUUUACAAUGCACCGUUAAUUACAGGAGAAAAUUAUCAAUUAGGAAUGGCUGUUUUAAGUAAUUAUAAUGGGAAAAUACUUAUUGGAUAUAAAUAUUUAUCCGAUGUUAUAAAAGUCGAACGUUUAAUGAGUAAAGGAACAGAUAAAAGUUCUUUAAUAGAUGACGAGGCUCGCGUAGUUUCACAAAUUUGCGGAAAUGGUUCCCAUUCAGACUACAUUAAUGCAAAUUAUGUUGAUAAAAUAUCCAGAUAUAUUGAUGACUAA